This is a messenger RNA of Priapulus caudatus, 839 nucleotides long. Its product is annotated as nucleolar complex protein 4 homolog B-like. Gene Ontology annotation, biological process: ribosome biogenesis. The record is from RefSeq and is a predicted model, not a curated record. Gene Ontology annotation, cellular component: small-subunit processome; nucleolus; Noc4p-Nop14p complex. NCBI's taxonomy places the organism in Eukaryota, Metazoa, Priapulida, Priapulimorpha, Priapulimorphida, Priapulidae. Bases 177 to 839 code for a protein of 220 amino acids. The transcript has 6 exons.
UGCCAUUACAUCAUUAUGCGCGUAUUCAAUGUGAUAUUCAGUGUGCAUAGGUUUAUGACCAUAUCAUAAGGCAGGUGUACUUCAAAUAAGGAUAAGCAGAAAGGAAUUUAUGCAGGAAUGCACAAGGACAGGUUGCCCGGUUAUUGACCAUAGAGGUCACCACUAUACAUUACAAGAUGGCACCCUCCAUGAAGCGGCAAGACCGAGAUCCAAACUUAAUGAAGGAGCGAGAAAUCAUUAAGGGAAAAGCAAAGGCAUUUUUGGAAGAUAGAAAAAAUGCGAACGAAUUAGUUGAAAUCCUAUCAUAUUUUGCGGAUGAAAGAGCGGAGAUUCUAUUAUCAGCAAUUCGCGCCGUGCACAAAUUGUUUUGUCAUGUCAUCAACAGUAAGUCGAUGGUUCUGCAGAAGUCCACGUUGGAGCUAGGAGAUAAUGAAGGGAGCACGGCGGAGAAAUACAGGGUCUGGCUGCAGGGACUGUACGCGGACACAAUCGACCAGCUACUGUCACAGCUAAACAGCAGACACGAAAACGUCGCAGAACUUGCCGUCACUACACUGUUGAAAUUCUUGGAGCGGGAGGGGACGAACCCGCUAGUGCAAGUCGAAGAUGUCAAGUACCCCACGUUUCCGACUAAAUUGUUUGCGGCGAUCAUGGAUCACGCGCUGUCAUCUGAGGCCGAUUCGGGGCGUCUCAUCCUACGUCUCACGGAGAGUCUGGAGUUUGCGGACAUGAGGCUGCAUUGUCUCAGACAGGUCAGCGACAGCAUCUUGAAAAAACGUGAUCAGGUGGUUAUAUUCUACGUGUGUGGCACUUUGGGAGCCUGGGAGGGCAAUCCUUAG